AUGUCCAGUCAUACCCGUAGAAGUCCCACAAGUCCAUACUCGACCAUCCAUCAUAAUAAUGGCAUGAACAAGAAGUCGCCUUUGACUCUUCUUGAGAAUCAUUCAUCAUCUUCCUAUUUAGGAAAGAAGAAGAUGAUGACGAUAGAGAAUACAAACAUCCGACCCAUUCAUUCGAAUACUACCACUACAAGAAACAGCAACACGACCAUGACGACACCCAUUCAUCCUUCUCCUUUGCUUUGCUCUACCACCCACAAGAAGAAGAAUAGUGGAAACAACAAGCCUUCUUCUUCUUCAUCAUCAUCCUUCACUUCUUCAAAUCGUGCCAUUUCGGAAAUACUCUUUUCAUCCCCUACUCGAGGAGGCAAUCACUCUUCUUUAUCAUCAUCAUCGUGUUCUUCUUCUUCUGUGAGCAGUGGUACAACCACCACUCCGACACAUCCAACCAAGAACAAGUUGUACUACAUUGGUACAAAAGCAGAUCCUUCUUUGUCUUUCUCUUCUUCUACAGGCUCCAAAGCAUCAUCACCACCACCAUUGAAAUCGUCCUCUUCUCUUUCCGUAAUCACACCCUCAAAUAUACAGAAUCACAAGUCUUCCUUCAUUAAGGAGGAAGAGCUUCGUAAUGAAGAAGAGGAAGAAGAGUCAUACUCUUUCUCCUCCUCCUCCUCAUCCAGCCGAAUCCUGGAAACGAUUAAAACGUACAAUCGAAUUGAUUCCCUCAUUGAGAUGCAGGAUGAAGGUUUGAAAAUUUUGAGAUCUUAUUUGAGACAACGACAAAAUGAAGAAUAUUUGCUUUAUUUGGAAGUGACACGAGAAUAUAAAAAGAAGAGAGAAUUGAGAAAGAAUGAAGAUUCUGACUUAUUAUUACUAUUAGAAGAGUUUGAAAAAGUUUAUCAAGAAUUUUUGAACUUUGAAAGUGUCACCUGUAUGAAUAUUCCUGCAGGUUUGAGAGAACAAUUUGUAAAUGUUUGGAUUGAGAAAGGAACUCGAUGUAAAGAUUUAGAAAUGCAACGACCGACAACCAGCAGUAAUACCACAUCUAUCAAAGCAACCAAUCACACAGGUACAGAAGAGACUGAAAACAAUGAUGAAGAGAGUGAAAAUCUUGGGGCCUGUUCACCUUCGUCACUCUUGUCAAAUACAUUAUCCAUCACAACACGUCCAAGAACUAUCUCACCCGAAUUGGCUCAAAAGAUGAGAAAGUGUUUGGAUGAUUUGUUCAUUUCUGUUCAAAUUCAAUUCAAGAAUGAAAUUAUGCCACAUUUCAAAAAAACAGAAGAAUUUAAAACAUUCCUUCUUACAAAGCUCAUCGAAUUGAGUUCUCAACCUCAACAAGCUUCCGAAUCCCAAACUUGUUUCUCACUUUCACCAGGAAAAGUUUUGAUUCAAGAUUUUUUGACACAAAAUGGUGAAUUGUCAGAAUAUUGUAAAGCCUUUUCAAAAAAGAAUUUGAUCACCAUGGAACAAAUCAGAAAUUUCACUUCUGAUGAUUUUCGUGACAAGAUUGGAAUUAAGAAAAUUGGUCACUUGAAACGAAUGGUCAGACUCACCAGAGAACACUUCAUGCAUGAAUAA
Messenger RNA from Naegleria fowleri, 1578 nucleotides. RefSeq lists its product as uncharacterized. Bases 1 to 1578 code for a protein of 525 amino acids. The transcript has a single exon. Gene Ontology annotation, molecular function: protein binding. The record is from RefSeq and is a predicted model, not a curated record. NCBI's taxonomy places the organism in Eukaryota, Heterolobosea, Eutetramitea, Acrasida, Naegleriidae.